CCUCGCGCUGAGUCUGAGUCCUGGCCCCGGGGCUGAACGACGCACACACUCUCACAUUCACUCACGCACUCACACGUUCACUCACUCACACACUGAGCGGAGUCAUGGCAGCUACACACAGUGAGUACCGCGGUUACCUGCGGAACAGCAGCGUGGACAUGGAGGCCGGACCGCACCGCUUCCACCCGGUGCCGAGCUCGGAGUCGUGCACGUACCGGCCGCUGCUUUUCGGAACCCUCGCGGUUAUGGGAUUGCUGCAGGUGGCGUCCAGCGUGGCCAUUUUACUUCACCUGACCGGUUACCUGCAAGAGGUUGAUCUGUCCACGGCUCCUCAUCGACCCAUCGAGGUGAGAGGUCUGCGGGUUCAGCGGGCGGUCCUGAGGCGGCCUGAGACCGCGAGGAAAAACAGACGCUGCAAAAACCCCAAGGAGAGUUUGCCGUCGGCUCAUCUGCCAAUCAAAACCUACCAGGAGUAUUCAAAGAAGGGCGAGCAGGCCGUCACCAUCGACUGGGACGAGGAGCACGGCUACUGCCACAGGAUGCGCUACCAGAAGGGCAAGCUGCUGGUGAUGGAGCUGGGCUUCUACUACGUCUACGCCAAGACCUGCUUCCGCUACUACAAGCACGGGCCGGAGGACGGCAGCCCGGCGGCAGCGGGGGCAGCAGCGGCGGCGGCGGUGGACGUGCGGAACACGCAGCUGAUCCAGUACGUGUACCGCGAGAGCAUCAAGCAGAACAGCCGGGCCAUCAUGCUGAUGAAGACGGGCAGCACCGUGCGCCUCAACAGCACCAGCUACAACAUGUACUGCGCUCAGCAGGGGCGGGGCGUGCGGCUGGAGGAGGGCGACACGCUGUUCGUCAACGUGUCCAACGCGUGGAUGCUGGACCUGGAGGGGGAGGGGACUUAUUUCGGUGCCAUAAAGUUGGGCAACUGAUUUUUCAUGAUGGUGAGGAGCGGGCGUGGAGCUACUGAUGCCAGAGAAACCACUGUUUGAUUUAUGUCAACGAAAAAGUCUCUUUGUGUUUGUACUUGUUUUUAUUUCUCGUCAGAGCGUCGACUCUCGCCGCUCCAAACACCCAAAAUACCACUGGACUUUUUAUUUUCUUUCUUUAAGACGUUUUUUAUGUUGUGUUUCAGUCGAGGGCGCGAGACGUUUGUGCGCUAACGAGACAAAAGCACGGGCGGCGACUGAGGAGCGUGGGGAGGAGAACCGCAUCCAUCCGGGUUUUAUUGUCGGCGGAUUACUUAGCAGCAGCUUCUCCGGACUCUGACCCGGGCUCACGUGUGUGAACACGGCGGGUAACGAGGCGUCGUCCGCCACACAGCCGCUAACUCAACGCUAUAACGUUUUAAAACAAGCACUUAGACGCUGAUUUACGACGCCCCGGAAACCUCUUAGGCGGGGACGACUCGCUCUGACGCGGUUCUGGUUCUGGCCUUUGCACAUAAACGCGUUUUCUUUUCUUUUCCAGAAAAAAAGGUUGUGUUCCGUGUAAAAGAUGCUCACUUGUUUGGUUGCAGUAUGUAGUGUCACCACUAGAUGGCACCAAAUCCUCCCGCACUGGUCCUUAAAAUAUCGUCUUUUUUUAGUCGAGAGUUUGUCAGAGUUAGUUUUUACGUCAGAGAAACUGAACGUUUUGUUUUUUUUCCUCAUCUUCAAACAACAAACUCUGGUAUUGUUUGUGAUUAAUCGCGAGGUAAUCACUCCAUCUCUCAAAGGCUCCGCCCCUUUACUCUCCUUUACUCUCAGGUUUCUACAGAUGCUGGACUUGUGAGUUUUCCAAUGAAGAGACAUGGACAUGUGGAGUAGUUGCAGUAAAAACAGCCAAUAGGAGGCGCCCUCGCUCUCCUCUGAACUGUCCUGUGAUUGGACAAAGUCUUUCCUCAAAGGCUCAGAAGUCUAGAUCUGGUUCCAGACAUGAACUCUGGACAGUGUCUGGAGAAUCGGGUUUGGAUGUUCGUCCGAGUUUCAGGAGAACGUUGGAAAACAAAACGCUCGCUGUGGAUUAUCCAGAGAUCUGGCAGGAGAACAUCUGGAGAACGUCCAGAGCGACUUCUGUGGACGUUUGUGUUCCCGCGUACUGCUUUGGCUUUCCGUCUCCAUGAAGAACGACGGCACACGUCCUCAUGCCAGCAGGUCCGUUCAGAUUCAUCGCAAGAUCUUCUGGAACAUCAGGUUCCAGAAGUUCAGCCCUUUUUGGUUUGAUGGUUUGUGAACGUGUAAUGCGUAAUCUUGAGGGAGUUCCCAUGGUUACCGUCUUCCUCUUUGUUUUCCUUCUUGUUUGACAAAAACAAGGGUGUGCCACCAAGUGGACUGAAAGGUCCUCGUACCGUCCGUGUAGAAAAGGGCUUAUGACGAAGACUUGACCCUAGUGGACCUCAGUGGACACUCGGAUGCCGAACCUGUGACGCUGCCUGUAGACGAUUUUAUCUGCGUUAUUUUCAAAGAUUAUUGAUCAUUAACGGCCCAUUCAACCUACGUCAACCUCUGUGGACGCGUGUGACCCGAGACCUCGACCUAAACUAACGUCAUUUUUCAAACUUUAUUAUGGAAUUAUUGAGUAAUAACGGCAGAAAUGGCGUCUUCUGUAAAUGUCGUGAAAUCACGUCCCGACUUUUGUAAACGGCGUCGCGUCGGAUGUGCAAAGGCCUUUAAAAAGAAAACUGUGUCGCGGGUGAUUCCGCGCCCCCCCCCCACCCCCCCGUCUCCUAACGAGUGGCCCGCUCCACUGAAGACGAUCACAUGACGCGGUCACGUGACGCGCGGCCGUCUGUGACGAUGCAGAUAGCUGGACUGUCUGACCACGAGUGACACGAGAAACUUCACUAGAGGAACCGAGUUGACUUUGGUUUCGUCGUUAACUUAAUAAAGAUUUUUCGUUGAACUCUUCGCGGAGGUCAACGGGAAUAUGCACUAAGUAAAUAUUUAUUUAUUAGCUAUGGAAGUCCAGAGGCGGCUCAUUGUUACAGUGACCCCUCGGCUGUAAAAAAAGUCUUUUAUAUAUAUUUUUAAUGUCCGUGCGACAUUUAUUACGCAGCACUUAGAGGAAAUACUAGACACGCUUCUUCUUCUUCUUCUUCUUAUUAAAAACACAGGGGCUUGAUUUUUAAAUUCCAUAUUUAUGUAUCUCGAUUUCGCGACAAUUCUGUGUGCACUCGCCUUCGCCAAAAGCAAUAUGGAUUUAUUGUUUUCUUCUCCAAGAUUGUAGCAAACCUGUAAGAUCUAUCUGAUUGUUGUUUUUUUAAUUUAUGUU
Molecule: messenger RNA, 3255 nt
Organism: Solea senegalensis (Senegalese sole)
Lineage: Eukaryota; Metazoa; Chordata; Actinopteri; Pleuronectiformes; Soleidae
Gene: tnfsf11
Product: TNF superfamily member 11
Exons: 5
Coding region: 105-935 (276 amino acids)
Biological process (GO): immune response
Cellular component (GO): membrane
Molecular function (GO): tumor necrosis factor receptor binding
Source: RefSeq, a predicted model, not a curated record